CAAAGUGAAGAACAGAAAUGAAAUAAAUAACCAGCGACCCCACUCCCACCAUCCACACUCUGCCUCCUUAUUACCCAUCUCGGAUCCUUCUCCAUCUGCCCACAAAGAAAAGAAACUCUUACAAGUUUUUUCAAAAGCUCCUCUCUUUUAUGAAAGAGAUAGCUAAAUCUUCUACUCUUGUAGUAUUUUAUUAUCUCCUUGCUUUGUUGUUUAUGGCUAUACUCACUUUCUUACCGGAGCAGGAGGCAGGGCCCAAGAAACAACUGUCGACCAAGCGCAGGAGAAAGCAGAAAAAGCCAAAGCAACCGUCGUCAUGGGACCAAAUCAAGAACUUGCUCACCUGCAAACAGGUCGAAGGGUCGAAAGUUCACGACCCUUCAAAGAACAACCCUCCUCACCACCAUGGGUACUCAAAGCUUGGUUCCUCCUGCAACUCUAUCUGCAGCUUCAGGGACGUUGUUCAUGGCAACACAAGGGUUGUUCACAGGGCUGAUAACUCACCCGAGAGCAGCACGGUGGGUCAAGAAACCGGGUUGCUGAGACGCAAAGCUGCAAAUGGCUCGUCAACUCGGUCGUUAUCAGGGUCGACAAGAUCCAACACUAGCACCACCUACACGACCUCAUCUUCAUCAAGAGCUAUGCAAUUCAGGAAGCUUUCUGGGUGUUAUGAGUGCCACAUGAUCGUUGACCCCAGCAGGUAUCCAUCUUCAAGAACAACUAUCUCUGCCUGCUCACAGUGCGGAGAGGUCUUCCCAAAGAUCGAAAGCUUGGAGCUUCAUCAAGCUGUUCGCCAUGCAGUGUCGGAGUUGGGCCCAGAGGAUUCGGGCCGGAACAUUGUGGAGAUUAUCUUCAAAUCCAGCUGGCUAAAGAAGGACAACCCCAUCUGUAAGAUCGAACGGAUACUAAAAGUCCACAACACCCAGCGCACCAUCCAACGGUUCGAGGACUGCCGCGACGCGGUGAAGACACGUGCACUAAAUAGCACCAGGAAGAACCCCAGGUGUGCAGCUGACGGCAACGAGCUCCUCCGUUUCCAUUGCACAACCUUGACGUGCUCCCUCGGAGCGCGUGGAUCGUCCAGCUUGUGCGGCGCGGUCCCGGGUUGCGGGGUCUGCACCAUAAUCAGACAAGGGUUCCAGAACAAAGGCGGAUCCGCCGCAGUCGCAGAUUUUAAAGGAGUCCGCACUACGGCUAGUAGCGGUAGGGCCCACGAUUCACUUAAUUGUAAAGACGGACGUAGGGCAAUGCUGGUUUGCCGCGUGAUCGCGGGAAGGGUGAAGCGCGUGACGGAUGAUGCGCCGUUGGAGGAGGAUAAUAGCAGCGUAUCGGCUGGCUCGUACGAUUCCCUAGCUGCUUACGCCGGCGUCUACUCCAAUCUAGAGGAGUUAGUCGUCUUCAAUCCCAGGGCCAUCCUUCCUUGUUUCGUAGUCAUCUACAAAGCUCUUGAAUCUUGACUCAUUUGAAGUCAAAUAUCAUCAGCAUCUUUACCUGAUUAAAAUCAAACGAUCCACCUUAAACCCUGUACAUAAUUUUGAUCUUACGUUGGUCCACACGAGAUCAAAACCUCUCUCUGU
Molecule: messenger RNA, 1574 nt
Organism: Theobroma cacao (cacao)
Lineage: Eukaryota; Viridiplantae; Streptophyta; Magnoliopsida; Malvales; Malvaceae
Product: C2H2-like zinc finger protein
Source: RefSeq, a predicted model, not a curated record